AUGGGAAGCAUGGUCGAGACGAGCAUGACCUCCGCGGGCACCGCGAGCUUUCUCCAGCACGCCGACGUGAUGAUUGCAUCCGUCGACGACUCGUACGAGGGCGGCCACCGGCACACCAAGUACAUCAUCCAGGUCACGGAGCGCGGCCACGGCCACUACGUCGUCUCGCGCCGGUACUCGCAGUUCCGCGUGCUCGCCGACGCCGUCCGCUCGAUCCUCUCGCGCACCAAGACGCGCGCGACCAAGUCCAACGCCGCCCACGACGCAGCCUGCCUCGCGCUUCGCGGGUUUCAAUUCCCAAAGAAAGUGAUGCAUUUCGGCUUCCUCGGCACGCCGUCGACGGCCAAAGAGGUCGUGUUUGACCGCCUGCGGCAGCUGCACCUGUACCUCCAAACGCUCUGCCACGUGCUGCGGACAUUCCAUUGGGAUGUAGCGUCGCAGAAGCUCAAUGCAAUGGCUCGCGACCAGGCCACCAUGCUCGCGCGGCUCCUCCAUGGCUUCCUCGCCGUGCCGGCCACCUUUGGCGUCAACCCGAGUACGUAUGUGCACACGAACCCAAUGUGCCGCAACUUGGCGUCGGUCUACUGCGCGCAGCACGCCGUCCUCCAAGAGAACGCGUCCAAGAAGCAGCAAGAGUUUGCAGUGCAAGCCGCGCACCGCGCCAAGCCGUAUGCGACCAUGAUCGACACCUACGGCACGGCGCUCGAGUCGCAGUGGCACCCGAGUGGCACGCUCCGGUCGUCGCGUGCGCCGUCGUACCCGGUCUACAACCGCAGUACAAAGGCGUCCGUGGUGCGCCCGAGCAUUGUGUUUUUACACGACGACGACCCGGCGUCGUCUCUGCACCACGCGCAGCAGCGCAACAACCACAGCAGUAGGCUCUCGAUGGACGACGACAUCCCGCUUCUCUGCAGCUCCUCCGACUGUGGUUCCCCACGCGACACCAUCUUCCUUGGCGAUUAGCAGCCAUCCUUCCCUCCGUGUCUUUAAGUUAUAGUAUCAUCCAAGUAGUAGUAAAUUGUCCAACGCCGC
Molecule: messenger RNA, 1032 nt
Organism: Saprolegnia parasitica CBS 223.65
Lineage: Eukaryota; Oomycota; Saprolegniomycetes; Saprolegniales; Saprolegniaceae
Exons: 1
Coding region: 1-963 (320 amino acids)
Molecular function (GO): phosphatidylinositol binding
Source: RefSeq, a predicted model, not a curated record